CAUCCCUUCAUCCAUCGAGCUGCGAACAUAGACGAUCUGAAAUGAAAUGCAGAGCAGGAGAGAAAGAACGGAGAAACCAAUUUAAAUAAGUGAGAGAAGAAGAAGAAGAAGGCGACGGGAGCGGCCGCAGCCAGGUGUAGACCAGCAUGCCGUUGGUGAAGAGGAACAUUGAGCCCAGGCACCUGUGCCGUGGGGCAUUGCCAGAUGGGGUGACCAGUGAACUGGAGUGUGUUACCAACAGCACCCUAGCAGCCAUCAUCAAACAGCUGGGCAGUCUGAGUCGCCAUGCAGAGGACAUUUUCGGAGAACUGUUUAACGAAGCCAACAGCUUCUACCUGAGGAUGAGCAGCCUGCAGGAGAGAGUGGACCAGCUAGCUGUGAAAGUCACCCAGCUCGACUCCACUGUGGAGGAAGUCUCCCUGCAGGAUAUUAACAUGAGGAAGGCCUUUAAGAGCAGCACCAUCCAGGACCAGCAGGUGGUGUCGAGGACCUCCGUCCCCAACCCUGUGGUAGAAAUGUACCACCGCUGUGACAAACCUCCUCCGCUCAACAUUCUCAGCCCCUAUAGGGAUGACAAGAAAGAUGCACUAAAGUUCUACACUGACCCCUCUUACUUCUUCAACCUGUGGAAGGAGAAGAUGCUGCAGGCCACCGAGGACAAACGCAAGGAGAAGAGACGGCAGAAGGGCUGUCCGGCCCACCCUGACAGGCCCCACUCCAGACAGGCCCCACCCAGGAGCCCUCUUUCCAUCUCUGAGCAGCAGAAGCAGGUCGAGGACCCGGGCAGAGAGGUGAAGAAGGUGCGUAAGGCUCGGAACCGGCGUCAGGAGUGGAACGUCCUGGCCUACGACAAAGAGUUCAGACCAGACGCCAGGCUCACGCCCUCCCCUUACCAUGGCAUGUCCUCAGAAGGCUCCCUGUCCCCUGAUAGCAGGUCAAUGGCAUCCGACUCCUACCCAGCCAGCCCCAACCACCCCUCCACCCAGGCCCCCAGUGCCGUCCACCCCACCGACCACCACGCCAGGGACCACCUCAGCGCCGCGGCUCAGACUCAGUCACUGGAUCGGGGCCUCAGGCCGGCCAACCAGCCCCCGGCUGCUGGAGGGCCUGCGGCGGCAGGGCGACAUGUGGCCUCUCUGGGCAGGGCCCCAUCAGGACACGGGAUCCAGGCUGGUGGAGAUCCAACAGUUAACGGGCCCAGGCAGUCAGUUAAGGAAUACCGGGCCGGGCACGGCGGCCAGCCCUCCACCAUCCCAGAGUACUAUAUCCCACCUGCCCCUCCCCCUCCUCCACCAACCAUCCCCUCCGCCCAGACCGCCUUCGACUCCACCACGGCCCCGCCCUCCACCGCCGCCUCCGCUGUCCCUCCCACCUCCUCCGCCCUCUCCCGCCCCUACUCCCCUUCCCCUCCUCCCCCGGCCAACUACGUGCCCUCCCCCGCCCACCCCCCCUCCGGUGCACCCCCUGCCGCUCCUCCACCUCCUCCGCCUGGAGUCCCUACAGGCCUCCAGGCUCACCCAUCGCCGCCGCACGCUGCCGUCGGCCAGUCAGCUGUGGAUGCAGCUCCCGCGACGAGGAAGUCCACCAUGCUGGGGAUGAUACCGAUGAGCGACGCCCGCUCCGACCUGCUGGCCGCCAUACGUAGAGGUAUCCAGCUGAGGAAGGUGCAGGAGCAGAGGGAGCAGGAGGCGAAGAGGGAGCCCGUCGGCAACGAUGUGGCCACCAUCCUGUCACGCCGUAUCGCUGUGGAGUACAGCGAGUCCGACGACGACUCCGAGCUCGACGAAAACGAGUGGUCUGACUAAAAUAAUUCUAAAAAAAGAGUGAGAGCGAGAGACGGGGGUUCGGUGGGUGGUGAUGACAGGAAAUAAGAGGGGGAGAAACAUUGAGACACUUAAGUGGAAAUGAAGGGGUAUUUUAACAGAAAAAAUUAAAUCAUACAUAUAUUCACACACCAACUUAAAUCCCCUGUUGCAGCCUCUCUGAACACUUAGCAAACAGGUUGGUUAUUUCAGCUUGCCUGGUUGCCCUUGACGAUGCUUAUUAUUGAACUGAAACCCUAGAGGUUUGUGUGUCUAACCACCCGGGGUGUAUGGCACAAUACACACUUACUCACAUCAUUCACACCAUUUCAACACUCUCCCACCCCCGUCUACUCAUUUUUAACCACUAACACUCAGCUGUGAAAAACAACCCCCCCCCCCCUCCAUAUUUGAGUGAUAAUUAUUAGCAAUAUUACAGGCUCUGAAACUGUAGGUAGGUGGGCCCCUAGUGAGUACGGGGGUAAUGUGUUUACAAAACACAUGGUAUAGCACAAGAAAAACUAAUUAUAGUGCAAUCAUAACUUAUUUGCCAAAUGUUAGGAAAGAAUUUAUUAAAACAAGUCAGGAAAACCAGGGAAAAAAUAGCUCCUUAGAGGAAUACUCCGCCUCGCUGGGGCGUGCCUGUUUACGAAACGCGCACUCUCCUAAAGAGGCUACACUGUCAUUCCGAGAGUUUGGCUCAUCGGUCACCUUAACCAACAUUAGACGAUCGAAUCAGCACCAAAAUUAUCUCUGUGUAAUGAACUCUGGCUGGUGUGCAUGCUAACAUAGAAUAUAUAGCAUGUUGGCUAAUUGUAGCUGUAGCUAACUGCAUCGUUAACUAGCUUGAUUUCAAUGUAUGAACCUGCUGGGUUUUGUUAAAAGGUACAUACAAUUAGGGUCUUUGGAGCUACUUCAAAUUGGAGAAGAUGUUGUAAGUAGACCCCCCUGCUUAAGUUGUAGCUUAUACAGGAAGUAAGCAAACUUAGCUAAAUAGCUAAUGAUUUGGAUUCUGUUUACAGAAAUUAAUUUACAAUAAGGCACAGAAUAAAAACCAAUACCAGGUUUGUUGAAAAUCUUCAUAUUUUUGGAUUGUAUUCUCUGCUAUUGCUUAAAUGUCCCAUCUGUAUUCUUUACCACAGGUUUACUUUGAUGAAAAAUCAUCAAUUUGCGUGUUUCUCAACUGAUUAUAAUUAAAAAUACAGGCCUGUAUUUUUCACAAUAUAUUUCCUGCUGCAGCUACAACUGAUGUAAACAAACUUUAAACUGCAUCAGAAAACAUCAAUAUUAUCAAGUUAAUAUUGUGUUUUCAAUAUUGGUAGUAGGGUAAUGAUUCUGUUUCCAAUAUUGUUUGGGUCUUUAAUGUCUUGUAUAUUACAUUUACAUUUUCAUGAAAUACUUAGUUUGAACAGGUAGUCUCAUUAAGAUCAAAAUGUCACCUGUGCACAAGAAAACAUAAUAUUAAGAAAACACAGUUACAAGUAGCAUUCAAAAUGCUCAAGUUUAAUAUUUUAAAAUCUUUAAAAGAAAUGAAAGAUUUUAAUUUGAAAAUGUUUCGUAACUCAUUCCAUUUGUAAGGAGCAUUGUAUUUAAAACCAGUUUUUCAACAUGCGGUAUAAAGUUAAAAUGUCCUGUGACCUGACAUUAUAAUUACUGGACAUGCACCGGAAGUAUUAGAAGAGAGAAAAGCGAUGCUGGUUCUUUUGUUAUGUUUUUGGUAAGGCGAUUAGAAGGCCAAACUCUCAUAAUGUCAGUGUAGUCCAUGAACUCGUACCUUUAACAUUGUGAUAUACAGAUAUUCUCCUGUUUUGAUAGUGUAAUAGUUGAAACUGUGAUGAAAGACGCCACCCACCCAGGUUUACGCUAGUUUGGGAAAACAAGCGCCACCAGCCUUUGUCGAAGUUUAGCGAUAACUCAUCAUUCAGCCUCCAUAUCACAGCAUUGAACAAUAAAGCAAGCGAGCGAGCUUAUGCCAUUAUUUUGGUGGUUUUUUUUAUUUUUGGUCUUUUGUAGUCAUAACAUGAAGCCUAACAUUUCAGCCAGUGACUGUGUGCUGUGGUAUUGAUCUUAUAUAAAUGCUUUCACACUUAACCACACCAGAGCAGCACUCACAAAGCUUGUCAUCCUCACCCAGGGUCAAAGGUCACGUCCACCCCUUCAUAUGACCUUAACUCGCUCUCAAACACCCCUGGAUCAGCACUGCUGUCUGUGGAGGCUUUGUGAACGCAGCCCCUGGACUAUAAAUACAUAAGUGUAAGAGACUUGCAACAGUAAUAUACAGUAUAUUAUCUCUUUUCAGUAUAGGUUUGGCUAAUCCUCAGUAUGAGCUGAUUGGACUGUAGUGUUUUUAUAACGUGGUUUUUCUUUUUAAAAUGUGCUGCAGUGAGUUGUUCACUUUGGUUUAUUUUAGGGUUUUGUACUCGAGGCCAGGAUUGAGGUACCAGAUAAAACAGUUUAAAUCGUGUCAGAGAAGCCAGUUGAAGGAUUCCAAUUUUUUUUUAAUUGUUUUUACCAGAUACACCUGUUCUUAGUCUAAUCUUCAGCCUAAGCACCACUGAAAAAUCCCAUAAAAAGCAGGAUUCAGACAGUAUUUAAUGCUAGAUGUAUGUAUUUCUUAAUACUACAUCUGUUUCCAUUUUAUAUCCAGUAUUGAUUUUUGCAGAUUUUGAAGGUCUUUUUCGGUGUGUAGUGCUUCUCAUCAGUUUGGUAGCACCUUGGCGUACAUUUUGAAUGGUCCAACGAGACACAGUUGCCUCCUUUUUAAUGUGAAAGAUAUUCACUGAUACUGUUUCAUAUUUAGACUUGGUUUCUAUUUGUCCAUUUAUGUUAACUCGAGAGAAUUUGAUUUCGUGAUAAGGAUCUGAGCAAAACAUGCACUUCUUCGUAUCUGACAUUGUGGGAACCCAAUCCCAUCCCGUUUCAUCCAUUAUAAAGUGAAUAUUAGCACUUAAUCACAAAAACAACAAUGUGUAGUUACAGCCUGCCUCACAUUGAAAUAUAGACAGGGAAAUGCUGUUGAAACAAGUUGUAUGUAACAAUGAUGUCUAUAAAAACAUCACAUUUCCAACCAAGUUUGGCCCAAUUUAAAACUAGAUGUCUUUUGACCUGCAAAUCACCAGUGUUUACUUAGUGUGUAAUUAACCUACUAGAUGAAAAUGACAAAACCAAGCAGAGAGCAGGUGUCUGUCAUAUAUCUGAGACUGUUUUGGCUGCACAGGUUCGAGGCUUUUACUGUAUUGGUUUAUUAUAGAAAACACCAAGAUUGAAAGGGAUAGGGCUAGAGGUAGUUCUUUUGUUGUUGUAUAUAAAUACCACAUGAUAGUUGAGGAAACGGCUCACUCAAUAGCUGCACUCCAAGGACUGGACAAUAGAUGGAUGGAUUGUUGAUGGGUUCUUGGUUGUUCUCCCUGAUUGUUUGUUUGGUAUAGCAUUUAAGGAAGACCUGCAUUUAUGGACAUUAUUAUUGAAGCAAAAAAGCACAUAUGAACAGCUAGAAUGUGGAUCUGCCAUAGCCCUGGGCCAAAUUUAACUAGGAAAAAAAUUGCAAGAGCCAUAGAUACAGUAUACUCAGUCCUGAAAUGUAGCCAGCAUUUUUGGAUCAAAACACUUUUAGCGUCCUAGAAUGUAAAGCUGUGACUGUAAAACCUUUCUGUCUUGUUGGUUGUGCUGGUAAAACGCUGGUCCUGCCAAGAUUUCCAAAUUAGAAAUAAUUACCCACCAUUGCCAAAUCUGGGAGACAAAAUGCUUCACAGUCCUAUAUUUUGAGCAGAUGCACCAAAGGCCGAGAUUUUAAAUCAACUGUACCUUGUGUAUCUGUGGCUACUGGCUUGUAAGAUUACUUCAUUAUGUGUGAAAAUGUGAGAAAUGAAUCAUGUUGUAUAGACUUUUGGUAACGCAGCCUGUAAAAGUAAAAUACAUUUGGGGUAAUAUAACAUAAACAAUGAAACAAAAUGAAACUGUGUAUUGCACACUAAAACCAACUGUAAGCAAGUUUGCAUGUAACUAUAGACAAUAAAUGGUGAACAAAA
Messenger RNA from Siniperca chuatsi (mandarin fish), 5830 nucleotides. RefSeq lists its product as uncharacterized. NCBI's taxonomy places the organism in Eukaryota, Metazoa, Chordata, Actinopteri, Centrarchiformes, Sinipercidae. Gene Ontology annotation, biological process: actin cytoskeleton organization; positive regulation of Arp2/3 complex-mediated actin nucleation. The record is from RefSeq and is a predicted model, not a curated record. Gene Ontology annotation, cellular component: cytoskeleton. Gene Ontology annotation, molecular function: protein kinase A regulatory subunit binding; Arp2/3 complex binding; actin binding.